This is a messenger RNA of Notothenia coriiceps (black rockcod), 2765 nucleotides long. RefSeq lists its product as uncharacterized. The transcript is spliced from 2 exons. Bases 119 to 2431 code for a protein of 770 amino acids. Lineage: Eukaryota; Metazoa; Chordata; Actinopteri; Perciformes; Nototheniidae. The record is from RefSeq and is a predicted model, not a curated record.
UAUCUAUUGUUUAACAGCACAGAACCAGCCCAACUGCUCAAGCCUUUCAUCUGUACAGCCCUCUUCUUUGCUUAUCCAGCAGCAGCGCUUUCCUCAGUAUCCCCCGCCCUUCACAGCCAUGGUGCGAAAAGAUGGAUCGCCAAUGCCCAAAGCUCAAAAUUGUCCAUAUCCUGAAGCACCCACAACACAAUCAGUCAUACCCACAGCUCUAUACUCCAGUGGACAGGAAACUGUUACUGCCCUUACCUAUUACCCGGUAUGCCAGGAACUGUCUGCACAAGGCAAUCCGAACAUCCUUGAGUUUUUACCCCUGACAAAUGGAAAUGAGGCGCCCUCCUCGCAUCCUCUACCUUCCAUGGAUGAUUUGCGGCUUCCUACAUGUCUCUCUCCGUUAGAUCUCCCUACCAUCAACAGCUCAACGCACCAAAGCAGUAAUAUCCAGCCACAUACAACGUUAGACAGGCGACCUUGGCUCAUAAAUAACCCCAGACCACUACAAUAUCCUCUUAGUGCCAUCAAUCCCAAACCAAAUAAAAGUUCAUCUGUACCACAGUAUACAAACGGCAGCGGUUGGUGGCAUCUGGAGAUAAAUCCUCAAAUUUGCGAAACACGGGCCGCAUCUUGUACUGUGAAUGAGGUGGAGGACAGAGGAGCAAUAUCUGCUGGCCCUGGAAAUGUGGCAAAACCGAAAUCUGAUCCCAGGAUAAUGAAGGAAAGUUUAAAGAAGGUUGAAAAGAUUGGAGCAAUAUCUGCUGGUCCUGCACAUGUGGCAGAAGAAAGAUCUGAUUCCAGGAAAAAGAGGAAGAGGGUUGAAGACAUUGGAGUAAUAUCUGCUGGUCUUCCAAAUGUGGCAGAACAAGAAUCUUCUUCCAGGAAGAAAACGGGAGGUUUGAAAUGCAAACAAGUACAAGAUGUCACGAUAGACGAUGCUGAAGUGCCUAAAAGGAGGAAGAGCAAGCACAAAAGUUGUCAACAAGAAGCCAGUUCUCUUUUGUCAUUGGAAUGCGUGAAAGUCAAUAAUGGAACCAAAGAGCAGACAAACCUGAGCAUUAGUUCGUCGAGCAACAAUGUGCUGACGAAGGAAAGAGAAAUGGCCGAUCAUUCUAACAAAGAUUUAGUGAAACCAGAUGAACCGUCAACCAUCAAAGAAGAUCUGAGAGAGGGAACCAGAGGGUCCGGGGAUCUCAAAACUGAACAACGGACAAGGAUCCCGACCAGGGGCUUUUUAAAAAAAACUCAAGAGACGCCUAGUGAAUCAAGCAUAGAAGAUUCAGCUUUAAAACCGAAGGCCUGUAUAGCUCAGAUUGUGAAUAAAGAAGGAGAACCUGUGAAGCGGGGACGCGGAAGGCCAAGGAAUAAAAAAGUUGUAAGUCCACCGCAGAGCUCUCCUACCGCUGUUGAAAAAAUCAGCCAGGAUCUCAACGGAGAACCGCAAGUUGACAUUAAUUUUGCGGAGGGGGUGAAAGAUAAAACAAAGCCAAGGUCUAGAAAAUGGAAGAGGAAUAAAAAUAAAGUGGCUGCAAUACCACUGAAGAAGACCAGAAGUAACGAGAACACCGUCAAGGCCGUAGUAGACGAUAACAAUGUUGUUAUCCCAGCAGGAGGACAAUGUGAGACAACCCAAAAGCGAAAGAUGGUCAAUUUGAAACAGUUUCAAAAGCUUAUCAGACAACAACACUCAAAAACAAGCAGGUCAAAAGAAAGCCAGGAAAAUGAAACAAACAGAACCUCAAGAGAUGUUGAAAGUGAAGGGAAGGAAUGCAGGAGCAGAACAAAAAAAUUGACUAAAAUGGACAAUGCUCAGUCUCAGAACAAGGAUGGGAUUAAGGAGUCUCACGUCUUCAAUGUCCCAGUUGAUGAAAAUCACAAUCAAAUCUUCCACAAGUCAACAGAAGAGUGUGGCCAAUCACGGCGAAAUGAUGCAAACGGGACCGGUUUGUUUGGGGAUGAGCCCCCUCCCGUGUUUUCCUUUGAGUUCUUAAGAGAAGACCAGGCCAAGGUAGCAGCUGAGAGGGAGCAUCCACAAAAGAAUCCUGAUGAAGCUCUAAAAGCCCAUGAUGCAGGAGUGCCAGAUACACAUCAGACUUCGUUCAACAAUGAAGACUCGUCGCACAGCGACACCCAUCUGCCUCAACAAAACAAAACUCAUUUAAACCCACAGAUCCCCAAGAGAACUGCCCCCCCUCUUUCAGACACUGUCGGGUUCUGCAAAACCUCAGGCUGCGAUCAAGAAGAAAAUGAAGAAGAGGAGGAAGUGGAGGUCGAGGAGGAAGUGGAGGUGGACAUCCUUCAUUACUCCCCAGACAAAUUGCCUCCGAGCAGAGAGUGUUUGAACGGACUUCACAACAUUGAAAUAACUACAGAGGAAGAAGAAGAAGAAGAGGAGGAAGAUGUGAACGAUGUUGAUGUAACUGGAGAUGAGGCAGAGUGAAAAUUUUUAUUUGAGCAUAGUUUUUUGGCUAUGUUGUGACAGGUUCAGCACUUGUGGGCAAAGCCCUUUGUUCUCUUUGUUUGUGUAUGUUCACAGAGAUGCCAGACUUGAGUGAAUUUUGCUGUGAAGUAUUAUACAACAGAUUUGUAUUGUCCUUUUUUACGUUUUACCAGUCAGUUGGUAUACAUGGGAGUAACACUUCUGGGUUUGACCUUUUGUUAAGUUCAAUAUACAAGGUUAAAAUAUGUUUAUAUUAUUUUAUUCAUGUUUCUAUUAAUAUUAUGCAAAAGUAUUGAUUGCAUAGAGAACAAAGUGUUGUUCACAUCUAUCUUAA